Messenger RNA from Pecten maximus, 5571 nucleotides. Its product is annotated as protein FAM161B-like. Lineage: Eukaryota; Metazoa; Mollusca; Bivalvia; Pectinida; Pectinidae. The record is from RefSeq and is a predicted model, not a curated record. Gene Ontology annotation, biological process: cilium organization. Bases 38 to 2311 code for a protein of 757 amino acids. The transcript is spliced from 5 exons. Gene Ontology annotation, cellular component: cilium.
UCAUCCGACAUAGUUUCGAAUCAACAAAUGGCCGACGAUGGCAACAACACAUCAUAGUUUGGCUGUUUUGACUAAUGCAUGUGUUAAACCGCCGGUUGAUCCUAAAACAGGAUUAUCCUCAUCUUUAAAUGAAAGGAUUCUUUCAUCUUACAUCCACUAUGGGGAUGAAUAUGCAGAAGAAGGCGAUGGAAUGUUGAAUGAUGAGGGGCAGACCCGUGUGGAUUAUUUGUCCGGUCUUGCCCUGUCCGAUCCCGCCAGCAAAGAUAUACCGAGGGAAUUAAACAAUUUGACAGACGACGAAUUUUAUGAAAAGUUGAUACAGCUGAAAAGUGAGCAUAAGAAAACUCUUGCAAUAUGUGAAAAAUUAUAUAAACGUAAAAUAGGUUCUGACCCGAGCAACAAUUUGAAUGGCUUUGUUUCCGAUGCAGAUUUUGGCAAAAUGCCAAGUUAUUAUUCAAAAGAUGAAGAAACCCAUUCUUCAACAGUAAAUGGCGUCCAAACACUUGAUCAAAGUCAUCGAAACUCUCUUGGAGAAUCUUCCAAACCGCCUACAGGUCGACCACCCCAAUCCCCAGGAGCAAAGACAAUGCCAUCCACUGGAAUGAAGAACAUACCACUUCACAGGACUACUAUGCCUAAAGCAAGGCCAAAUUCAGCACCAACAAGAGGUGGGUCACUAAGCCUUGCACGUAGCUUAGAAGAGGAAGUCUGGUUGAAAAUUGCAGCAGAAAGGAAGGCAGCCAGAGAGGCAAAAGCAGAUGAGCCAAUUGAAAGAUAUGAAACAACCCAAUCAGAAACAUAUGAAAGUCCAGAAUUGACAACUGCAAUGGCAGACAUUGACGAUAUGUGGGAUAAUUUUUCAAUAGAAGAAUACGCACCAAGAGCUGAAAGACCAUCUUCAGCAACUGUCACUCGCAAAGAAAAAGAAGACCAAUGGAGGCAUAGAAUUACAAUACCUAAGCCUUUUAAAAUGACUAUUCGUGAAAUGAACAAAGAAAAGAAGAUAUCACAGAUACAGAAAGAGGAAGAAGAAAAGUUACAGCAGAAAUACAAGGAAGAAGAGAUGGAAUGUCAAAAGAAGUUCAAAGCCUCACCAGUGCCAGCUCACAUAUAUUUACCAAUGUAUGAUGAAAUUACAGAAAAGAAUGAAGCUCGAAGGCGGUAUAUACAAGAUUACAGCAAGGAGUUACUCAAAUCCCAAGAAAGACCAUUCAACUUUGUGAAAAGAGAAGCAGACAAAAAGAAACACAGGCGAGUGAAAUCAGCACCAAUAUCAGAUGAUGGUGUGAGGAAAUCCUCUUCAUUUAGAGCUAAGCCAGUACCAGCAUCAGUCAUUGAUGACAGUGUAAAUGAUAAAAUCAUGGAAGAGGAGGAGUACAGAAAAAUAAGAAUAAAAAUGCGCUCAGAGGAACUCUUAAAAGCUGCUUCAUUGCCUCCAAAUAUGGAAGCAAGAAAACAAUAUGAGCAACAUAAAAAGCGUGACAAACAAGUUAGAAACAAAAGAAAAGCUCAGUUUCAGCCAAAAGUGAAUCAUGAAGUGCCAGAUUAUGAUGAACUUUAUAGACAUUUCCAAAAGGAACUGGCACGACGCAAACGUGAGAGAGAGUCCACAGUGGUGAAGCCUUUCCAACUCAACACAAUGCACCUUAAAUCAACUAAGGACAGGAUUAUAAAGGAUAUAGAAAGAGAUGAGGAAAACAUGAAGGAGAAUAGGUGGCCAUACAAGAACCCACGUGUCACACCAAGAAGUUUAGGUACCCUGUCCAGUUCACUUGAUUCCAUUCCAGCAAAAACCACUGCAUCCGCAGACCUGAGGAAUAAUCACACGAGAAAGAAGCUUCACAACAUGACAACACAGGAACGUGAUCAACUGGAGGCAGACAGAAAAAGGAGAAUACGAGAAAUGAGACUGAGGUCACAGAUCAUAUCUAAGACUAGGGAUGGGGAAAAUAGCCAGACGUUGGAGGAUACGUACAGACGAAAACUUCGGGAAUUCAAAAAUGAUGACCGUACCAGAAAAGAGGAUUACCAGAAGAGUUUGGGGGAAAUGCAAGAGCGAGUGAACAGGAGACCUUUGUUGUUUCAACAAGAGACUCAGGUGAAUGCCAAGGCAUCCGCAGAGAAAAAGUUUGCCGCAACUCUAAGAAAUCAUGGAAUCGAUGAGGACUUUGUGCAGAGUCGCAGUUCUCGAGCUGCUAGUGUUGUAAAUGAUGAUAGUGAUGAAAAUUACGAGGAUGACUUUGAUGCAACAUAUGCCAAGUCAGCUGAUGAUGCAAAGUAUGAUGAUGAUGAUUAUGAAGAUGAAGCAUGAUAAUUUCCAUGUCUACAUUUUAAUAGCUUUAAGAAACUAAAAACUACAACACAGAAACAGUGACUAGACUGUCAUCCACAGACUGCCACAAGGUUGUUUAGAUCAUGUUUAAGAAGUCUGACAUAUAUUUCAAGUUAAUCCCUUAUACAUAACAAAUAGUUAGGGAUGAUAUGUUAUAUUUUCAGUGCAGAUCUCGGACGGAUUAGUGGACAUCCAGAGAUCCAGAGAUAGUCUAGAACACUUAUAACAGUUCUGUAUUCACCAAAUUAUUUAAGAAAAAAAAAAGAUAUUUUUAUUAUAGUAAGUGGACCUAUUACAAGAAGUAGUGUUGAAGCCACACCUGAGGAUCAUGUUAGUAUGGGCUAGUCACUUUUACUACCAUGUAGGUGUGUUACAUUAGAUGCUUGUUUGUAUUGAAUAUCCCUACUCAUGUCUUACACAUGCUUUAUGUUUUUAUAAGAACUACACUUCUUUUCAAGACACAAGAUUAUCAAUUUUCAAUCUUGAUAGAAUCUCAUGAAAACCUGCCAUUUAUUUAAUAUUGCAGUAAUCAAUCUGUUGUUUGUUUGAUGGGUCUCAGGUUUAUGAUACACAAACUCAUACAAGGGGUACAUGUUAAUUUAUUGUUACAGUGAUAAAUAAGUAGACGUUCUGACGACAUAUACUGUGUACCAUUUCUGAUCUCUGUUGAUGUUUAAAUGACACAGUAGUAGGUUUAACAUUACUGAUUGAGUAUCCACCCUUUAUCAUCAACAGAAUAAAUUAUAUACAGUAUAAUUGACUGUAUUAGGUAAUUGUGGUCUGACGUGGUACAGUAAACACUAGGAAAAAUACUGCAGUGUUCCAGGUAAGCGUCCACUAUGCUCAGUGGUGAAACUGCCUUUACAGGUAGCAGUUAAAUUUUAUCUUUAUGAAUGAGUCAGUAUAUUUUUAACUUGGUUGUCUUUAUAAAUUGUACUAGUCCUAUGUAUAUAUCAAUAUUGUCUGCAGGCGAAUCUCUGUCAGGGUGAUUCUAUGGUGGAUGGUCUCAUCCCUUUCUGUGUUGGAUGAGUUAUCCUGUAACUAGUUUUACCAAACACAUACAGGGGAAGCGGAGGUUAUGGACUAAAAGUACAAUGAAAGAUUUGAACAGAUGUGGAAUUGUUUGUGGGAUAUAAAAUUGGAGAAAGUUUGGAUGGAACUAACGUUGUGUCAACUUUUAAAGUGUUAGUAUUUGAUACAUUAUCAAACAAAACAGUAAACUAUGUGAAUGUGUUCUGUUGUGUAUCUGCAGUAUUUAUUAGAAAUCCAUGCUUUUUUGGGUUAUUUAGCUUUAGUCUUUUAAUCUAUUUUUCAAUCAAUUACUGGAUAUUGAUUAUGUCGUUUUUAUAAAAUGGUUAAAUUUGAUUACUCGGCUAUUCUGCAUUCCAGUGUUGUAUACAAUAUUUAUUACCCAGUCUACUAAUAGCCAUAGAUCUCUUAAGGAUGCAUGCACCACCAAUAUUGAUAUCUCUUAAUAUUCUGUAUUAUACAACAGAUUGAGAUAAAGGGUAUGUGUGCUAGCAUUAAGAAACAUAACAUUGUGCCAACAGGUCAAUCAUAUAGAGUUAGUUUUGAAGUUAUGCUGACAUCAACACUUAUAUAUAUCUCAUGUCAACCCUACAUUACCCUUAGUUAACAAAAUUUGAUAAAAAUAAAAUACAAGUAGUUUAGAUUGAUAAUUUCAUUACUGAGUCCUUUAUCGAAAUUUACCAUUUAAUGAGGAAAAUGUAAUGUACAUUUUGUGUUUUGUUACUGUACAUUUGGUGUUCAAACAUGAAAAAGAAAACAUUGUGUGGAUGUAUAGAACAUGAUUUUUAUAAUUACCUUAAGAUGUGUGCAUAUUCUAAUGGCAUGCACCAUGAUUAAAUGAAAUCAGAAUUGAUAGAUGUCACUAGUCUCUGUAGUGGUAUAUACACCCUUAAACUAGAAAAUAACAACUUUUACAUUUCCUAUUGUGUGUUUAUCAAAUAUUUUAACUUCUUAAAUCCGUCCAGAUUAAUUCAAUCGUUGUAACUUAUUCCAUUAGCAUGUAUGUACAGGUUAACUUUUAAUUAUUUGUGAAAGAAGAACAAAAAAAUUUUGCUUGCUUUAUUUCAUUUUAGUUUCCAUUAUAUUAAAUAUCAAUAAGAAAGUAUACAUUAUAUUAAAUUAGUAGCAGUGGUAAUUAUUUCAUUGCCCUUCCUGUGGUUCAGACCCAGGACCUCUUGCUAGCUAGUCUGAUGCUCUACUGAUUGAGCUAAAAAUUCUCCCUGGCAGUUGAGAGAUUGCAGGUAGUGUCUCACCAUGGUUACAUUAUGAUUUAAUAGGUUGCCUUGUUUAAACGUAUGCUUGCAUUACUAGAUAUAAUUACAUGUCUAUAUACAUAAGGCAUUGUAACAUGUAUAUAGAACUACUGUACAGUAGCCCGACACUAGUAAUCUAUAUAAACCUGCAAAUAGGGCAAAACUACAAGAUAUGUUCCCUAGGGGAAUUUUUUACAAUUCUGCUUUAUAUUUCAAUAAUUUCUGACGUUUUGACCAUGAUUUUUCAUAAAACAUUGAUAAGUCAUUACGAGAAAAAACAGCAAUAUUUCAUUGUUUAAAACUAUGAUCAACAUGACAUGCAUGUACUGGAAGAAAACUUGUGCCUACUUCAAUUCCAUAGAUUUGUCUUCCUCAUCAUGCUUGUAAACAAAAUCUUUGUUAAAUUAAUUUCUUACUGGAAACAAAUUUUCAAAACACUCUUAGCGAAUGUUUUUUGUACUAUAUAUACUCAAUAAACUUUUAAUCAAAAUCUUCUCCAUUAAUUAAUGUAUAAUAAAUAAUAUAUAUGUAGAUUAUCUCUAUGGAUGUAUGCUACCUUACAUGUAUACUAUUCGUGUAAGAUUUGUUGUUCUUAUAUGCAUAAUCUCCUCCCAGGUAUCAAUUGAUGCCUAUAUUACAGGUAGAGUUCAUCAAUUAAUUGCAAUAAACUCUUGAAAUGGAGAUGCAUAUUACAGUAAGGUAGUAUAUACACCCUUAGAUAAACAAGGAACAAGACCAAGAUAAAAAUAGAAAUCAAGCUGAAAGAAUGAGUUAAAUGUUUUAAAUGUGAUGUUUAAAUUUUGUUGAAUCAUUCUCCUGCACAGUCCUGUUAGUAUUACUGUAUGUAAAUAGAAUGUCUCUAUGUAGGUAAUCAUAACUUAUGACUUUUGAUUGAUAUUUUAACUUUUUUGUACAAGAAGUAGCACAGUACAAAUAAACUGAUACUUUGUAGAUUAA